AUGCCGUCUGGUCUUUCCUCCUCAGGAUUGACUGCAAAACGGAUUUCGACCAUAAUGGCCGUAUAUCCUUCGCUGACCAGCGAGUACAUGGACCUUAAGCUGCAACCGCCAAGUGUCGAAGGUGACGCCAGUGCAAGCGUCGGUCAGUCGACCGCUUUGACCACCGUAUCGACCCUCGGAAAACAACUGGUCGCUCCGGUAACCGGGUUGAGCGUCGGCUUCCGACGAGCUGUGGUGACGAACGCGGUGCGUCAGAUCGUUUGCUGUAAAGAUGGCAAAAACGAGAUCGGUGUACGCCUUCACCACGUUAACAACGGUGUUUUCGUUCAGUUCGUAAAGCAAGGGUCGCCCGCUGCUUUGGCCGGGCUACGUUUCGGCGACCAGAUACUACUGAUCAAUGGCAAAACCGUGUCCGGGUGGUCGGGCGAGAAGGCCAUGCAAACUCUGAAAAGGGCUGAUUCAAAGCGCAUCGAACUUGUCGUCAGAGACAGGCCGUUUGAAAGAGUUAUAACCCUCACAAAAGAUAACGCUGGACACUGCGGCUUCCUGCACAAGGACGGUUGCAUCAAAAGUCUUGUAAAAGAUUCUUCAGCUGCAAAAAAUGGAUUACUUAUUGACCACCAGAUUUUGGAAGUUAACGGUCAGAAUGUCAUUGGAAUGUCUGAUAAGAAAUUGUCAGCCGUGUGCGACAGUGCGGGCGAUGUGCUGACGUUAACCAUUAUUCCUCGAGAAAUUUACGAUCACAUUGUCAAAUGUAUGUCGCUUCAUCUUGUCAAGAAACACAUGGACCAUUCUGUCCCAGACGUCUGUUGA
This is a messenger RNA of Soboliphyme baturini, 813 nucleotides long. Lineage: Eukaryota; Metazoa; Nematoda; Enoplea; Dioctophymatida; Soboliphymatidae. The record is from the annotation of a GenBank genome assembly.